AUGGAUCUCUUUCCUAGCUCCAAGUACCUUUUGUCAUCGCUUCGUGUCCAUGUAGUGUAUUAUCUGAUACUCUUGUGCUUCUUCCCUCUCAACAAUGCCGCCGAACAGCAUCCUCUGAGCUCCGGAGCGAUCACGCCACCCAAGAGGGUCGCGAUAAUCGGAGCUGGAGCUGCAGGGUCCAGCACGGCGUAUUCACUGCGCAAGUAUGCAGAUGCGUUGCAGCUACCCGUCAACAUCACCGUCUUCGAACGCUCUUCCCAUGUCGGCGGUCGCUCAACCACAGUCAAUGUUCUCGACAACCCAGCAACUCCAGUCGAGCUCGGGGCAUCGAUCUUCGUAAAAGUCAACCACCACCUUGUUAACGCAUCCAGAGAACUUGGCCUUCACGUUAGCGGCGCCAACCGUGCCCGACCCCAAGAAACAGAAGACACGCUCGGCGUCUGGGACGGGGAGCAGUUUGUAUUUGUGCUGAAGGAGGCCUCUACCUGGUGGAAUGUUGCCAAGCUGAUUUGGAGGUACGGAUGGUCACCAGUCCGAACCUAUCGCCUGAUGAAAUCAACCGUCAACAAGUUUCUCCAACUCUACGACGAGCCCAUGUUCCCCUUCCAAUCCCUCACUUUGGCUACGGAAGCAGUGGGGCUGCUGAACACAACCGCUGUCUCUGGAGAGAAUUUCCUUGAGAAGAACCUCAUAUCAGCAGACUUCUCUCGUGAAGUCAUCCAAGCAAGCACUCGUGUCAACUACGGACAGAACCUGGGUCUAAUCCACGGCCUCGAGACAAUGGUCUGCAUGGCAACCGAGGGUGCAAUGUCCGUUGAAGGAGGAAACUGGCUCAUCUUUGAUGGAAUGCUCAAAUCCUCCCAUGCUGACAUUCGUCUAAACCACACAGUUACAUCAAUCGACUGGAAUGCCAACGGCCCCUCAACGCUAACCUUCAACAAAGAUAACAAGCCAGAAGAGACGCUCGAGUUUGACGAGGUCGUCGUCGCCGGUCCCUGGCAAUUCUCCGAUAUCACCGUCACUCCGCCCCUUGAGAAGACCCCUGAUGAGAUCCCAUUUGUAACACUUCACGUUACCCUCUUCUCCUCGCCCCAUCGCCUUUCACCCAAACGGUUUGGCCUAACCGAGCCUGACGCCCACGCUCCAGAGACCAUUCUCACCACACUGCCUCGCGGGACCGACCUAGGCCAAAACGAAGCAGGCGUUGGACCAGCCGGCUUCUGGAGCAUCAGUACGCUUCGGACGGUCAUUGCUCCAGACUCCCCUGAAGGAACGCACUAUGUCUACAAGGUCUUCUCCCCGGAACGGCUCACCGCCGAGUUCAUACAAUCUAUUCUCGGCCUCGAACACGAGCAGACACCCAACCGUAACGCCACCAUUGGCGAUCUGUCCAAGUGUGAUGUAAGCUGGUUCCACGAGAAAAUCUGGCGUCCGUACCCAUUCGUCUACCCUCGAGUCACGUUCGAAGACCCGCUUCUUGCCCCUCACAUCUGGUACACGGGCGGGAUUGAGAGCUUCAUUUCGACAAUGGAAACAAGCGCCUUGAUGGGCAGGAAUGUAGCUGCAUUGAUGUCUCAAGACUGGCAGGCCCAGAAUGAGAAUCGGAAGGAGAGCUCGGCGCAUUCGUUCCAUGGCAAGGAGAGAAUUGAACUGUGA
Aspergillus ibericus CBS 121593 is the source of this 1656-nucleotide messenger RNA. RefSeq names its product putative prenylcysteine lyase. Gene Ontology annotation, biological process: prenylated protein catabolic process; prenylcysteine catabolic process. Bases 1 to 1656 code for a protein of 551 amino acids. NCBI's taxonomy places the organism in Eukaryota, Fungi, Ascomycota, Eurotiomycetes, Eurotiales, Aspergillaceae. The record is from RefSeq and is a predicted model, not a curated record. The transcript is spliced from 2 exons. Gene Ontology annotation, molecular function: prenylcysteine oxidase activity.